This is a messenger RNA of Apiotrichum porosum, 1413 nucleotides long. RefSeq lists its product as uncharacterized. The transcript has a single exon. The coding region runs from base 1 to 1413 and encodes 470 amino acids. Lineage: Eukaryota; Fungi; Basidiomycota; Tremellomycetes; Trichosporonales; Trichosporonaceae. The record is from RefSeq and is a predicted model, not a curated record.
AUGGUGCUCUCACAGUACCAGGACGACUACCCGAUGUCACCACCGGCACACGACCUCGAGCUUGACCUCCCUGUCCUGCCUGCGACUGAGUAUCACUAUCAAGCAGAACACUACCACGACGGGGCCACCCACUACUCGACCUAUGAAGGCGAAAGGUACGGAGCAGGCCGGUUUGCGACUUUCCACGGCCACAGUCUGCGCCAGCGAGAUGCUCGCCAACAGCCUCUGGUAGGCAUGUUUCCCGUCGACGCUCUGAGCCCUUACGAGGCCGGUGGAAGCGACGAGCGUGAAGCAUUGAGGACUCCCAGCCUCGGUCGCCAGCGGGGUGCAGCCGUCGCUGCCACCACCCUCGACCAAUCCCCACCCAACCGCAGAACACCAACCUCUUUCCAAGCAGUGCCCAUGGUCCGGUCCGAGAGCGUGCCGGUGCUCACGUACGCCGAGCUCGAGCGCGUAGGUGGUACACGCGGCUGGGCGAGUGCGCGUGGCAGCCUGGCGGCGCCUCGAAACAGCGACGAGGACAACAGCGACAUGGCAGAGACAGCAAGGCCGUCCCCUCGCAACAUGGCAGAUGGCACGUCCAUGUCGCCUCCUGCGCGCACCUGGCCACGCAGGGAAACGUACACGGCGUUCAGCGAUCCUUUCGCCAGCACGCAUACCGACAGCACCGUCGAUGAGGUCGAAAGGACACCGAGCCCUUGGCCAUCACGCCGUACCACCCGAACGCGACCACCGUUGCCCUCCCCCUGGUCCCCAUCCGCCACCCCCACGGUCUCAAUGUCUGUGUCCACGUCGUCCACCAGUCCGCUGCCAUACACGCCACCGUCUGGCGUUGCGAUCCCCGUGACCACAGUCUCCCCGUUCCCAAUGCAUGCGACCGCGAGUACGAGCGGCGCCGCCAGCCCAACGUCGACGGGGGCCACCGUCAGUGGCGCGGCUGGCCAUGCGCUGCCGGUCGAACUGGAACCUGACACAACCGGUUACCCUCCGAUCGGCCAACACGCCGGAAUGCUCGAGGAGGACGAUGUCGAGGUCGUGUUUGAAGGGUACGCCACCGCGUCAACGGUGUCGACUAUCGGAGCCAGCUGUGGAUACGGAUCUAGGUCCUCAUCGGGGUCUGAGUCUGGGUCCAGCGACAAGAUGGACUUGCCACCCAUCCUGUCGUCGUCAACCCUCGUAGUGCCCAUCUGCAGUGCGUCGUUUCGGCGCACCUCUCUCCGCCCUCGUCCUGCCACCACGACGCACUCGCCCGCUCUCCUCUCGAGCGCGACAUUCGAAGCCCUCCCCUCCUCCUGGUCGACAGUCACCGUCCCCGUGUUCCACCGCGCGUCCGCGGUCGCGUGCCCGCCGUGGUUGGAACGACACGGUUCCGCUCCACCACCUCUCGGCGUCGGCGGCGGAGCCCGCUUCUGA